ACCAUCUACAACAAGAUCAUGGGAGGCGUCGACCUUUUGAACUCCGUCAUCUCCAUUUACCGUCCCUACGUAAAGUCGAAAAGAUAUUAUUUUGGUGUUUUUCUGCACAUUCUUGACUUGACAGCUGUAAAUGCUUGGUUGCUUUACAAGAGGAACAUCAUGAAAAAACGCGAUCAGUACACUGAAACGCUACUUCCGUUGGCUGAGUUCAGCAUGGACCUAGCUGCAUCACUCUGCAAGGCUGGGAAGACGGCGCUGAAAAAGCGAGGAAGGCCUAGCAAUGAGUCAAUAGAACAAGCCUGUGAUGAGAAGAAAGAAAAGGGACCAUCAACUCCAACUCAGGAUGUCAGGCUAGAUCAGGUUGGUCACUGGGUUCUUUGGAGCAAGAAGCGGCAGCGCUGCAAGCUUCCGCGCUGCACAGGAAUCUUCAUGAGCUACUGCGUUAAGUGUGGACUGCGUCUCUGUUCCACAAACAAGAGCAAUUGCUUUUUUGUGUAG
This is a messenger RNA of Dermacentor andersoni, 498 nucleotides long. RefSeq lists its product as uncharacterized. Lineage: Eukaryota; Metazoa; Arthropoda; Arachnida; Ixodida; Ixodidae. The record is from RefSeq and is a predicted model, not a curated record.